Ceratina calcarata is the source of this 1017-nucleotide messenger RNA. Its product is annotated as adenylate cyclase, terminal-differentiation specific-like. The coding region runs from base 1 to 1017 and encodes 338 amino acids. Lineage: Eukaryota; Metazoa; Arthropoda; Insecta; Hymenoptera; Apidae. The transcript has 2 exons. The record is from RefSeq and is a predicted model, not a curated record.
AUGUCUGUUAGAAGUCUGAAGGUCGAUUGGAAGUACUUCGCUCCUCAGAACCAAUGGCGUGCUCAUCUGCAGAAUUCCCAACAACAGUCUCAACAAGCGGAAGCGACUCAAUCCGAGCAAACUCAAGUAAAUCCAAGCCAGUCUCAAUCUCCAUUACUCCAAGUCGGCGAGGAUUACCAUAGAGCUUAUUCUCAACCUGAGAUCCAACCGGAAACGCAGCAGAUUUCUAAUCAGAUACAAUACGGAAGAUAUGUUCAGCCGCAGCAAUUCGAGGAGCAGAACCCCGAUCAGUUUCAGUACAAAGUAUACCCAGCACCUCAAGCCGAGCAGCAACCACAGCAAAAUCAACAAAAUCAGGAUACUAGGUUCACAGACGCUACCACUCACGCUAAACGAAUUUUGGAGAGUUACAAGACGCAAGGCACUUACAGCGAGCCGAGGGCUGAACUGUAUCAAUCGGAUUUCGUGACAGCCCAACAGUACGAUCAGCAACCUAGGAAUCACGGUUACCAGCAAUCUUCUAGUGGCUACGAGCAAUCGGAGCAAUCUAAGUCCAGACGAGAUUACACGAACAGAAGAUCCCAGGGUAGGAUUGUAUACAAGGAUGAUUAUGAGCAGCAGCAACAACAACUACGAAAUGACUACGAACAACAGCAGCAGCAGCAGCAGCAACAAAACGAGUACGAACAACAGCAGCAGCAAGGGACACAAGUGGAGCAUAUACCUGUGCCUAUUGAGAGACUACCAGCACCCUCUCCUCAGAAAUUAAUUCUUGAUCAGAGUAUGCCUAAAGAGAUUCAGCAAUUGCUGCAUUACCAGGCAAGGUUGCCUUACGAUGUAAUUGCGAACAGCAUUAGUUACAAACCGAAGACUCUGUUUGUACCAAAGCAGAUCUCCGCUGAGGCCGAGGUUAAGGAACCGUAUCAGUAUCGCAGCAAAAUUUAUUAUGUGAAUCAUGGUCGAUACGAAGACGAUUUCGAGAUCACCAAGCCUGUUGAAGAGAAUCAGAGGCAUUGA